Helianthus annuus (common sunflower) is the source of this 777-nucleotide messenger RNA. RefSeq names its product dentin sialophosphoprotein-like. The record is from RefSeq and is a predicted model, not a curated record. NCBI's taxonomy places the organism in Eukaryota, Viridiplantae, Streptophyta, Magnoliopsida, Asterales, Asteraceae. Bases 1 to 777 code for a protein of 258 amino acids. The transcript has 3 exons.
AUGAGAACGAGUGGAAAACCACGAGAAUUUGAGAGCAAGUAUAUAAACACGCGUUUAUCUCCAUUAUGGGCCGAAUCUCCCACACCGUCAAAUAAAACGUAUACGAGAAAGGACUUAGCAACCGAUUUGUAUGGAAAUCCGUUACCACCAGUUGCUUCACAACGCCAUCGUUCUACUGUAGCACCAUCAUCUCUUGAUCCAAGGAACUAUAGUCAAACAAAAACGGCGUUUUAUGCUAAAAUUAUCAAAGAUGCCAGCAAUGGUGAAUCAUCGCGAAACGAUGACAGUUCUGAACAUGACAGUAGUUCAGUUGAAGACGUUCCAACUUCAGUUGAAGAUGUCACAACUUCAAGUUCAUGUUCAAGCGAGGAUGGAUCUGAAUGUAAAUCAUCAAAGGAGGUUGUUGAUUCUGAUGUAGAUAGGUCAACAUCUGAGAGUGAUUCCAGUCAGAAAAAGGAAGUAUCCUCAGAUUCGGAUGAAUCAGCAGAUACGAAAGUGUCAACAGUUGAACGAAAUCAGGAUCCUCCAGUCAUUGUUGAGGAUGCUAAUUCGUCAGAUGAUGAAUCCGAGGAUACUAACUCUGAACAGUCAGAAACGGAAACAAAAGAGGAAAACAUACCUCUCGAAAAUUACAUUCUUUGUGAUCCACCUGCAAAACCGUUUGUGACUGCUACAUCCAAGUCUGUUGAAUCCUCAUCUGGAAGCUGUGAAAGCAUGAACUUGCUUUACACGUUGAUUGGAUCUGAUAAAAUAUACCCAGACAAUGAUUUCCAAUGA